UUGGUUCAGUGUGAUGUUAGGAUUUUAGGUAGACAGUUAGAAUAAAUUCUUUGAGAAUAAAGAUGAAAUUUUUGAUUUUGAUAUUGUCGAUAACUUAUGUCACGUGCCAUAAUAUUGAACGUAGAUAUGUUGAUAAUGAUGUUGACGAAGAAGGAUAUGAUUGGGAAGCCGGACCACCACGUUAUGAACAUUUUCACUACGCAGAAAAUGGUGAAAUUGAUUUUGCACCAAGAAUAAUCGGAGGUACUCCCAGCUGGCAUGGAGAAUUUCCAGCGAAAAUUUCUCUUCAAACCCGUGCUGGAGCGCAUUUUUGUGGUGGGGCGCUUAUAGAUUUGCGACAUGUUUUAACCGCAGCACACUGUAUUGUCACUGAAUUCGGUGCAGUCUUCGAUCCAAAUGCGAUUCGUUUGAUGGGCGAUGAUCUUUCAAUACAAAGAUGGGGAUCAGGAUCAAGACAACUUCGCUUUGCAAGUCAUAUAUUCGCACAUCCAAGUUUUGAUAUGAGAACUUAUCAAAAUGACAUUGGAGUUGUAAGAGCGUCAGUGAUUUUCAUCCAAACAACGACUUUACAAGCAAUGCCGAGAUCGUUUACAACGCCAGUUGAUAAUGUGAAUUGCAAUUUAGCGGGAUGGGGAGUUACAUCAGAAACCAACACGCGGCCACACCCAAUACUUCUUCGAGUUGAACUUCAAAUUAUUGCCAUGAACUUUUGUAAUGGAACUCAAUCAUUCCAUGGUUCCAUACCUGAUGGAUCACUCUGUGCCGGGUCACUUGAUGGAUCCCGAGAUGCUUGCUUUGGAGACUCAGGUGGUGGUUUGAUGUGCAAUGGCCAAAUUGCUGGAGUAGUAAGUUUUGGUUUCGGAUGUGGCCGUAGAAAUUUUCCAGGCGUUUAUGUUGACGUUUCGCAAUAUAACGGUUGGAUUGGUUCAGUUUUAAUUUUUCAAGGUACACAAGAUGACAUCCCACGACCCCCAAUUGUUCCAAGUUCUAGUAGCCCUUCGAUGUUUAUUUUUGCUAAAGUGAUAACAAUCGCAUUGAUUAUCUUUACAAGUCUUAGUCAUUAGAAAAUCUUUAUCGUUUUUCUUCGUCUUCUAAUGUUGGUGAUUAUGAAAUUCUUGUGAGCUUUGACUUUACAUUUGGUUGUGUUAAAUGAAAUUCGAAUAUUUUAUAAAUAAAGUUUUUGCUUUCGUAACAUUUUGAAAAUCA
Molecule: messenger RNA, 1206 nt
Organism: Clunio marinus
Lineage: Eukaryota; Metazoa; Arthropoda; Insecta; Diptera; Chironomidae
Source: the annotation of a GenBank genome assembly